CCACUGUCUUUGUCCCAGGUUGUAACUCCAGAAUCGCUCUGCUCCAGUUCUCUGAAAAAAGGGCUGAGAUGGCUAAGCAGCUCCUGGAGGUUUUUGACCCGCAGGGGGCUCCACUGUCCUGUCUGUGGUUUGGACCUGUUUACUUUGGGACAUCACGUAUGAAGGAAGUGGUUCUGAGAAACAAUGCACCCCAGGCAUGUAACUGGGUCUGCCUGCUCCAAGACACUGCUGCUGGGACUGAGGUGGGAACAGACGCCGCCCUGAUGAGGAUGGAAAGGUGCUGCCAGACCACCCAAGACGUCUCUCAGGUGUUGGUCUGUGUUCCCAAUCAAGGUCUACUGAAAGCACAUGAAAAAACCAUUGUGGCAGUGUGCUUCAGCCCCAUCUGCAAGAGUUCAUGCGAAGAGAAGAAGAAGAGUGAUCCCUCAGCCAGCCGACAGGACUUUUGUGUUUCCCUUCUGUUUGACUCAGUGGAAAGCAGACAUGGCCUCAUCCACCACAAUGGUAACAGCAGUGUGGAGCUGGCUGUGACAGGCUAUGGAUUGCCUGUGUCUCUGGUACCUAGUCCCUCUCAAAGAUUCGUUUUCCCUAACUGUGUGAGAGGUCAAUGUGUUGACCUGCAGUGUGUGCUACAGAACCUCUGCCCCCAACUUCCUGUCAGCUACCGCUUCCACAAGUUAGCACAUUUUACCACCAAGCCCUCCACUGGCACAAUUGCCCCAGGGCAAUGCCAAGAUGUAGUUUUGGUUUUUACUGCACGGCAGCUAGGGAGCUUCCAGGUGUGUCUGAAGCUGGAUGUCUUGGAUCAUGCUGUCCGGAGGGAUAGCAACACUGCUGUUACUGGACUCGAGCCUUGCAGCAUCCACACCGUCCCUCUGUACCUGUCUGCUGUGUGUGAGACCACACACCCCAAACCUAAACUAAAUCCUGGCAUCCUUCCAGCGGUUACCAAUCCAACCGGCUCACCGCCUGUCCUCAGCGCCGACAAAACACGACUUCACAAACAUCGCAAGGGGAGGAGUCAGGACACGGAGGGGGAGGAGUCCCUGGCUUUCCCUCAUGACAGAGCCACAAGCAUCAGGCCUGCACACAGACAGCGCAGACAGCCGGAAAAAGCGGAGGAUGACGUGGAUAUUGGGAUUGUUCCUUCUCAAGGGCUUGUUCCACCUUCACUCAGUGUCCUGGAGAGCAGUAAGAUCUCAGAGACCAAGCCAAACUGCAGCUCUGCUUCCCCAGCAGGCAAAUGUAGCUGCCCCCAACACAUGACAUCUACCACCCGGCAGGUUAACAGUCAGGUAAUGAGUGCAAUUCCCUCGACCAGCCAGAUGGUGGCAGACUGCAACAGGACUCUGACAGCUCACGAGCUCUUCCAAGUUGUCAUAGGUCCAUUGUUGGUGGACUUUGGAGAGGUGUGUGUGCAGUCAGUGUGUGUUCAGAAGCUGAAGCUGACCAAUCACCUGCCAGUGUUCGUGUGGCUGCAGUUUGAGGUGGACUGUCCUGAGCUGCAGGGUUCCUCCCCACUCUCCCACGUCCUGCAACCCCACUCCCUCAGCACCCUACCACUCACCUUUCAAAGCAAUAUGCUGGGUCGCUUCGACAGACCUGUAUCCUACUCCAUGAACAAGCAACACCGUGGUCGGAUACUGGUCCAAGCCCAGGUCAUCCCUGUGGCUCUGGAGCUGUCCACCACCGUGUUGGUGCUCCACCCCAACCACACUCUGCUCGCCCAGUCGGGAUACAGGAGCUCGGUAACCCUGAGAAACCGGCGUAACCUGGCGACAGAGUUCAAAUGGAGACCAGUCGACACAGAGAAUGGCAUCAUGUUCUCCAUUCGACCAUCUACAGGUGCAGUGGAGCCUUUCAGCGAGUUGGACUGUGAGGUGGUGUGGUAUCCCUCCUUCUCCUCCUCUCCAGAAGGAGACUUUGACCUCUGUGUCCAGGAGGGAAAUACACUUCGGCUGCAUUGUGUUGCUAAGGUUGCACCAGCCAGUGUCCGGCUGGCAGAGGAACAGGUCAGAUUUGGAUCAGUGCCUCUCAACAUGCCCUCGAUCAGAACUGCAGUCUUGCACAACACUGGAAAACACCAUGCCUUCUUCCAGGUGCAAGAUGUGUGUCCUCUGCCAGGCAUGGUGGUGAGUCCAGUUGAGGGCGUGGUGCCAAAUGGGGGACAGACUACGCUCAGGAUCCACUUCAACCCUGACUCUGUCAUCAGGUUUUCCAUCAGAGUAGAGAUUGCUCUAAAGAACAAGAAGUCCAUUGAACUCAGAGUGGACGGGUCAGUGGAGCCUCCAGAUGUCCACAUCAGUGUGCACCAAUUCCAGUUUUACGAGGUCUAUGCUGGUUCUCGGCGAUCGAUGCCAUUCGCUCUGACGAACCGCUCCUCGGCCCCAGCCAGUGUUACAUUUGACCUGACAGAACAUACAGACUUCUCCGUGCACUUCUCUCAGCCCUCAAAGAAGAAGCCAGGUGUAAAUGCUGUGGAAGUCCAGAGCAACCAGACAGUGGACUGUUCCAUUGUCUUCUCUCCCACCCACGUUGACUGGUAUGACUUUGAGCUGCCGAUGAUUGUCAACGGAGUGAGAUGGUCCGACAAAUCUUCUCUACAGUCUGUCACCGUUGCAACGCAACAGUCACAUCGCGUAAAGGCCAUAGUGCUGGGCGCCCCAGUGGAAAUGUCCCCUUCAAGCUUAGAGUUCCAUGUGGAGCCCCUGGCCCUGCAGUCAGAUGCUAACACUAAGACAGUGGAGCUGAAAGCAGUGUGUAAAGCCAGUUUUUUUUGGCAAUCAAGUGUCAGCAAACAUGUGAAAUGGUGGCUUGACUGCAGAGAAAUUGCGGUACAAACAGAAAACAGAACAGAAGGGGAGCUAUGUAUAGUGUCUCCAUCAUCAGGCAGCCUGGGUCCUAGCCAGUCCAUCAGCUUAACAGUCAGCAUCAACCCUGAGGUUAUCACAACAGGGUUCGGCAGAGUCACCAAACUGUCCCUCCCUCUUUACCUGGAAGACGGGAAGGGAAGAGAGAAGGAACAUCAACCUUACAGAGAGCUAUCCAUCACUAUUGCCCUACUUCACUGCAUCACCAUCCACCCCCCUCAAAUCUUCCUCACACCAACACCCCUGGGAAGCGAGGCAACUACCACAGUCACCCUGCUUGCCUCGGGAUAUCCAAGUGGAACGACCGUAUCUGCUGAAGUGGAUGAGGUGGAACUUGCGGAUGGGACAAAGAUCCAGCCCGUUUCCAUCAUCUUCCCAGAGGGCAACAGCAUCCCUGCCCAAAACCAGGAUCAGAGUCCUCGAGUCGGCAUUCAGAACCAGGAGCCCAAUGUGACCUCUCUAACCUGCAGUGUUGCCUUCUGCGCCGCCCUCCCUCUGUCCCUCUGCACAACCAUCACCUUCACUGACCACCUCCACAACAGGUUUAAGAUGAAGUUGAGGGCCACCGCUGACAAUUGUCUAUUAACAGUCUGGCCCUACAUGGCUCUGCAUCACUCCAUGCAUCAGAUUGUUUAUACUGGCGCCACACCUGUUUUAUUACGGCGCUAUCUCACACCAAGUCCCGCCUUCGGUCCAGCGUCAUCAUCAUCCUCCUCAUCGUUUGAUCACAUCAGCUCAACAGACAAGAUUUCAGACGGUGACAGUGCGAGCAGUCAGGCCAGCAGGAAUACGGACGUCACUCCUAACAGAGACACCCCAACCAAUCUGGGCUUCCCAGAAUUCCCUGCUGCCGACACAGAGGAAGGACAAUAUUACCAGAGUGUUCUACUGGCGGUGGAGAGGUGGUUCAGUUUCUUUGGGUGGCCUCGUGGACCGCACCCAAUCUCUGUGCCAAACACGCUCAGAGUUUUGCCAAAAGUUCAAAUGAAUCCUACUAGGAGACAGACUUAUCAAGCCAGUCAAAAUAGAGACUCCAGGUCUGUAGUGGACAUGCUUCAUCACCUGACUGGCAUACACAUUCCUGGCAUUCUUGUGUGUCAGACGUUUUCCACUGAUAUAAACCAACGCACCAAUCAGCAGCUACAGCAGCAUGAAGCUAUGCUUGCUUUUCUCAGUGUGCAGGGAGCCUGCCUCGGUCACAUCAGACCAGCGUACCUGCUGGACACGGAGGAGUUCAAACACUCCCUGCAGUCAAAUGAGGAAGAGCGUGGUCUGGACUACAGCAGUGUUAACUAUGAGUCUCUGAGCAAACGAUCCUGGACUGACGUGCUGCUGCAGAUAUACAGGGUGCUAGUGUUGUGUCGUGUGUCAGACAGCGGUUCAGCUUUGAACACGACUCUGAACCAUGACAACGAAACUGAAAUCCUCCCCUUCAGCUCUCAGUCACUAGUCAGUAAUGUCUAUUCAUCCUGUGAGUGCCACUUGCUCAGAUGGCUCCACAUGCAUUACAAGAGCAUGAGGACGAUUGUGUGGGGAACAGGUGGUGUCCCACCAGAACGCUGGAUAGUGAAUUUCGACCUGGACUUGACAGAUGGAUUGGUGCUCGCUGCUGUGCUCGCUGCAUACUGCCCUUACCUGAUCCACAGCCACUUCCGGAGGAUGUACACCAUGAUUAGCAGCCUGGAGCAGAACCUUCACAACAACAUUAUAGUGGCCCAGGCCUUAACUACACUCUCUCUCAACCUAGAUGUACAGCCCACAGACCUGUCAGACCCCAAUCCAGUACAGAUGUUAAUGUUAUGUGUUCAUCUGUAUGAGAGGCUGCCUCAGUUCCUGCCACUGGAGACCAUAACUCUAUCAGGAGACCUACACAGCACAUUCAGCAAACGGGUGCUUCUGAAAAACCCAUCCUCAAAGCCGAUCAAGUACCAGGUCUUCCUUUUCGGAGAGGAUGCCCAUCUCUUCUCCCUCCCUGGUGGAUCUUCUGUCACCAUUCCUUCAAAGGUUAGCGCUGAAGUGAGCGUCGAGGUCAGCUGCUCCUUCAUGCAGCCUGUGGAGGCGUUCCUCGUGCUGAUCUCCAGCUCUCCUUGUGGAUAUUACGGCAGAACUCUCACCUUCAAACUAAAGACCCACGUUAGUCGCAUCACACCCACAAACACUGUCAAGUGCAAGUCUCCAUGCUGCAAGCUGGAAAUCAUCCAAGUGCCUGUAACUAACCCUUUCAACAAACCAGCUGAAUUCAGUGUCGUGCUGGUGGAGUCUCGAUUCAACCCACUGAAGCCUGAAAAUAUAGACCGCCUCGUUGGACAGGCCUCGUCCAAAGCCAAUAUAAAGAUGACUGCAGACAAGAGCUGUGGGAAAGACAUGGACGAGAAGUGCUCAGGUAUCAAUGGUAAAGGCAGCGAGUUCAGGAGUUCAGUGAGAAAUGUUCAUCUGACUCCAGGCGAAGUUUACACUCUGAACAUCUUCUACCGGCCCAUCUGCAGCGGCACCAAGUACUGCUCUGUGCUGCUAGCUUGCCCACAGGUGGGAGAUAUGGUCUAUAUGGUAGAGGCCACAGCAGAGUUGCUACUUCACGUCCCUUCUCACUGCCAGGCCCAGACCUAACCAAGGAGGCAGGGGAAGCAUGGAGAAAAAAAAAAUAUAUAUAUAUACAUAUGUAUAAUUAACAACUAAAUGAAAUGGUUGUACUUAUCCAAUGGUUUGAACUAUAAACUAAUUUUGCAUUUAACAAUGUUUUUUGUUAAAAAUUACUGAAUUUUCCCAUUCAAAUACGUGUCAUGGCAGUCUUCUGCAUACCCCUUCAAAUAAAGUGUUACUG
Centropristis striata (black sea bass) is the source of this 5691-nucleotide messenger RNA. RefSeq names its product cilia- and flagella-associated protein 47-like. The record is from RefSeq and is a predicted model, not a curated record. Gene Ontology annotation, molecular function: protein binding. The coding region runs from base 69 to 5477 and encodes 1802 amino acids. Lineage: Eukaryota; Metazoa; Chordata; Actinopteri; Perciformes; Serranidae. The transcript has 41 exons.